This is a messenger RNA of Closterium sp. Naga37s-1, 1602 nucleotides long. The record is from the annotation of a GenBank genome assembly. Lineage: Eukaryota; Viridiplantae; Streptophyta; Zygnematophyceae; Desmidiales; Closteriaceae.
AUGAGCGGCGAGAGCUCCGAGACGAAAGAAACCGAUUGCGUCGCUGGUCCCGCGUCCUCCGCGGGUGGCGCCUCGCAAGAUCUAGGCUCGUCUUCCGCCGCCGCGACCGCCGCGACCGCUGCGACCGUUAACAACAGGCGGCAAGCGAAGGGGACCGCCGCCGCAGCCGCUUCUACCACCCCCCCCGAGCGUUCUCCCCCUUCCGCCUCAGCGGCGGAUGCGCCGCACGCUGCGCGAGGCAGCCAUCCGGAUCAGCAGCAGCUCGUGACUCUCUUCCAAGCGCUCACGCCGGGUGCGGAAGCUCCGCGCGGUGAGCUCGGCGGAGGAGCGGCAGUCGCGCGGGUGACGACGACGGCGGCGGCGGCGGCGCAGCAGGGUUCAGCCACGGACGCUAGAAAUAUCUCCGUUCCCCCGCCGCAGCCGCACUCUGGUCGAAAGAACGCGGGUGGCGCGGAUCGGAGCGGGGCUAGCGGAGCGAAAACGGCUGCAGCGGCGGGUAGCACGGCGGGCGGCGUGGGUUCCGCGGGCUCGGGUGGGUCUGGCUUGGGAGGAAGUACCGCCUCGGAUGCGGUCGCGCGAAGGCGUCAGGGUGAAGCGGGUUCGGCGCUGGCGGAAAGACGCGCGCCAGCGGAGGUCCCAGCGGAAGCACCCGCAGCGACCGUUAUUGGCGCGAUCGUGCCCACAGAAGGUGCUCUGCCCAAGGGAAAUAUCGCGUCGGGAACGUCAGGCGGAGCACGCAACUCACCAGGGGCGUGGUGGAGAUCAUCCUCCACCUCUGGUGCCCCAUCCCCUAAGUUCUCAACGCAGCAGCAGCAGCAGCAGCAGCAGCAGCAGCAGCAGCAGCAGCAGCAGCAACAGCAGCAGGUGCAGAUGCAGCAGCAAGCGCAGCAGUUGCUACCCCGGACCCGCUCUCCUCCCGCCCUUCUUCCCCCCCUUCCACCCCCACACCCCCACCCCCCACCCUCCCUUCCCGCCCCUCCUCCCCACCCACCCCCUUCUUCUACCCUCUUCAUUCCCCCUACCUCCCUCCGACGCCCUCUUUUGCCUUCUUCUCCACCAUUUCUUCUUUCUGAAUGCGCCCCAUCUUUUCAUCCAGAAUGGAUAUUUAUCUGCCCGGUUUCCACCAUCGUCGCAAUCACCACCACCAUCAUCCUCACGGCCGUCAUCCCCAGCACGACAACACCACUGCCUCUCGGUGAUAAGUGGCUGUACGCUCCCCUUGCUGCCAGAUGUGCUGCUGAAGGGGCAAUUGCCGUUGUUAUUCAAUACACCCUUUACCCCAAGCUACUGGCAGAGGGGCAGCAGGAGGAGGCGAGUGCGGCGCUCUCAUGGGUGCUUGACAACAUUUAUGCCUAUGGUGGCGACCCCACACGCGUCUUGCUGUGCGGCCACUCCUCCGGUUCGCCUCUUGUGCUUUCCUUCAUCUGUAGAACUGUGUCUUGUCGCGCGCUCUCAUGGGUGUGUGAUAACAUCCAUGCCUAUGGCGGCGACGACCCCACGCCUGUCUUUCUGUGCGGCCACUCCUCUGGUGCGCCCGUUAACCCCUUCUUGACUCCCAGUCGUCCGUCGAGACUCCCAUUAACCCCUUCUGACGCCCAUUAA